Molecule: messenger RNA, 1949 nt
Organism: Laetiporus sulphureus 93-53
Lineage: Eukaryota; Fungi; Basidiomycota; Agaricomycetes; Polyporales; Laetiporaceae
Product: MFS general substrate transporter
Exons: 3
Coding region: 460-1800 (446 amino acids)
Biological process (GO): transmembrane transport
Cellular component (GO): fungal-type vacuole membrane
Molecular function (GO): transmembrane transporter activity
Source: RefSeq, a predicted model, not a curated record
ACGAUGCGGAAUAUUUCUAGAACCAAAAAAGUGGAAACUCGCUCCUACGCCUGCCUGAUGGUGGCAGCACGCUUCACCUCGGCGAGUGACCGGAGCGCUGUCCGACCCCGAAGGCUUCGGUCUUUGUGCUUACUAAUCAUGGGUGAUAUUGCCAUUUGUGGGCGACGACUCGCUUAAAUUGGUAUUGAGGCGUUGCGCGCCAGCGGCGCGACAGGAUUAGUACGCUUUGGCAGGGUCACAAGCGCGUACCUUCCGAUGGCCGGCGCCGAGGGCGUCGGUUGCUGUCCAUUUCGACCGCCAAACGUAACUGUGCUGCGGCAAUGCACGGCCGCGGCCAUGAUCACUGGGCGCAGGUAUAAAAGCACAAGGCGGGAGGCUGCGAAGGAGCUUCGGUAUUUUCGCCUUUGUCCUUCUCGCCUGGAAAAAUCGGUCCCCUUCCCCUGAACCUCACCUUAGGCCAUGGCUUCGGACAGAAUAAGCUUCGCGACAUUGCAGGUUCGCGAGCGCGGCUCGGCGGAUGACGUCUCUGUGAAACAGGAGACCAUUGCUCUUGACAAGGACGCAGAGUCCUCGCCUGCGUCUGCCCCUCCAGAAAUCAACUUCCCUGAUGGCGGGACCAUCGCUUGGCUGCAGGUGGUCGGUUCAUUCUUCUUGUUCUUUAACUCAUGGGGGAUCAUCAAUACGUUCGGUGCCUUCCAGACGUAUUACGAAGGCAACCUACUGAGCGCAUACUCGCCGUCAACAAUAUCAUGGGUCGGUUCAAUCCAGGGCUUCCUCCUGCUCGUCAUCGGCGUGAUGACGGGCCCCAUUUUCGACAUGGGCUACUUCCAUUCCCUUAUCGCCGUCGGCUCGUUCAUGGUCGUCUUCGGGAUGAUGAUGACCAGUCUCGCAACAGAGUACUACCAGAUCUUCCUGGCGCAGGGCUUGUGUGUCGGGUUGGGCGCUGGGUGUCUAUUCGUCCCGAGUGUCGUUAUUCUCGCGACCUACUUCAAGAAGAAACGCUCGUUUGCCACUGGGCUAGCUACCAGCGGUAGUAGCAUAGGAGGUGUAAUUUAUCCUACCGUGUUCCAUCAGCUCCAGCCAAAAAUCGGCUUCGGUUGGGCGACCCGCAUCAUCGGGUUCAUCGCCCUCGCGACACUCUCUAUCUGUUUUAUCAUUAUGCGCACGCGCGGCCACCCACCAGCGAAGCGCCAGCUGAUCGAUAAGAGCGCGUGGAAGGAACUGCCGUACCCGCUCUUUACCCUCGCAUCAUUCUUUGCCUUCGUCGGACUCUACAUUCCCUUCUUUUACAUCAGUGCCUUCGCCCAGGGCAAGACAGGUGCUAGUGCCGAGCUCGCGUUCUACCUCGUCCCGAUUUUGAACGCGGCGUCAACCUUCGGGCGUGUCUCGGCGAACUACCUCGCGGACCACGUCGGCACGCUAACCGUCAUCACGCCAUGCACGUUCAUCUCUGGGGUGCUUGCGCUGUGCUGGAUCGCGGUGCACGACGUCGGGGGCGUCGUGGUCUUCGCGGUGCUGUAUGGUUUCUUCUCAGGCACCAUCGUCUCGCUCUCGCCGUCUACCGUUGCGCAUCUGACGCCUGACAUGAAGCGGAUGGGCGGGCGCAUGGGCAUGAACUUCAGCAUUAGCGGCCUGGGCUUGCUCAUCGGCUCGCCCAUAGCUGGUACCAUUCUGAAUUUGGAGACACACCAAUUUUUGAAGGCGCAGAUAUUCUGCGGUGUCAUGGUGCUUGUGGCUGGUGUGGCUAUGGGCGCGGCGCGGGUGUCCAAGGCGGGAUGGGAUUUGCGAGCCAAAGCAUAGUCAGAGUGAAGAUCCAGACAUUGAUGGUAGCAUACUUGACAGUGUAAUAUAUCCUAAAUCUCACCUUACGUAUCAUAGGACCUCUGUUAGACAUGCCAGUAGCACUCAUCUCAUGUAGCUAUAAUGGGAACAAAUGCAUAGAGACCUGU